UUUUCGAGAAACUCCGGCAUGCUUCUCUGUUUUCGCAAGGCCGUCCUGUAUUAACUUUUGUUCAUAUUUCGGCGCCGUGCCCUGGCGAAUUUAUCAGUCAACAUGCCUCAGAACGAGUACAUCGAGAGGUGGCGCAAGCAGCAUGGUCAACGCUUGGACCAUGAGGAGCGCGCGCGCAAGAAGGCCGCCCGUGAGGAGGGUCACGGCAAGUCGGCCAAGGCACAGAACUUGCGGGGUCUGAAGGCGAAGCUUUUCGCCCAAGAGCGUCGCAAGGAGAAGAUUCGCAUGAAGAAGGCCAUCAAGCAGCACGAAGAGCGCAAUGUAAAGGGUGCCGCAGCCGACAAGGACCCCACGAACCCUGUUCCGGCCUAUCUCCUCGAUCGCAAUACCCCCAACACAUCCAAGGCGCUGUCGUCUUCCAUCAAGCAAGCGCGUGCAGAAAAGGCCGCCAAGUUCUCAGUUCCAAUCCCGAAGGUCCGUGGUAUCAGUGAAGAGGAGCUCUUCAAGGUGGUCCAUACAGGAAAGUCCAAGAGGAAAUCGUGGAAGCGUAUGGUCACAAAGCCCACGUUCGUGGGACAGAACUUUACAAGGAGGAAUCCAAAGUACGAGCGCUUCAUCAGGCCUAUGGGUCUGCGUUACAAAAAGGCUCAUGUUACACACCCUGAGCUCAACGUUACCGUCCAUCUUCCUAUCCUUGGAGUAAAGAAAAACCCGUCAAAUCCGUUAUACACUCAACUUGGUGUCCUCUCAAAAGGAACAGUGAUCGAGGUUAACGUGUCGGAGCUUGGUAUUAUGGCUGGAAACAAGGUUGCCUGGGGAAGAUACGCCCAGGUCACCAAUUCGCCGGAAAACGAUGGUUGCGUCAACGCGGUUCUCCUUGUUUAAGCGGAAUCGAUUCACUGCCACCGCUCUUCUGAAUUCUGUGGGAUUAGGCAAUUGGUAGAACGAGAGAUGCGACUCUACAAGCGAGUUCGAAAAAAAAAUAGCCGCCGGGUUUAUACGAGGGAUUCAGCCUCCUGGCUCGCAGUUGUUUCCACGAUGAAAGGCAGCUGGGAUUGGAGUCAGUUUGGACUUUUAUUAGAUGACGACCACUUCACAUUGGACAUGGCUGUCGAAUCGCAGAUUUUAAAGAGGGCUGACUGCUGCAAAAAGCUAAAAGGUCGCAGCCUCUGGGAGAGGGCCAGGCCAUUGGGGGCAUUUACUAGAUUCAUGACAUUGCUCACAAAGCCUUGGGAUGCGGAAUACACUAGUCUAGUGCUAGAUCUAGACUAGAACCAGUCUAGUCUACAAGUAUUUGAUUCAUGAAGAUGAGACUGAAAAGCUUAGCCUCGUCUCUGGUGAGGGCUUCUCAAAGUUACUAUCAAUGGCAGAAAGUGUUGCCAAUUAACGG
Pyricularia oryzae 70-15 is the source of this 1390-nucleotide messenger RNA. Its product is annotated as ribosome biogenesis protein nsa-2. Lineage: Eukaryota; Fungi; Ascomycota; Sordariomycetes; Magnaporthales; Pyriculariaceae. The record is from RefSeq and is a predicted model, not a curated record. Gene Ontology annotation, biological process: maturation of 5.8S rRNA; maturation of LSU-rRNA. The coding region runs from base 103 to 885 and encodes 260 amino acids. The transcript is spliced from 9 exons. Gene Ontology annotation, cellular component: nucleolus; preribosome, large subunit precursor.